This is a messenger RNA of Tribolium castaneum (red flour beetle), 460 nucleotides long. Its product is annotated as putative acyl-CoA-binding protein. Gene Ontology annotation, molecular function: fatty-acyl-CoA binding. Bases 131 to 400 code for a protein of 89 amino acids. The record is from RefSeq and is a predicted model, not a curated record. NCBI's taxonomy places the organism in Eukaryota, Metazoa, Arthropoda, Insecta, Coleoptera, Tenebrionidae. Gene Ontology annotation, biological process: fatty acid metabolic process. The transcript is spliced from 4 exons.
UUUUACGUAUUUUCCCUUUCCACCUGCUCAUCCGCGUAAAUACGUGUCCUUUCCACGCAACUCGUCAGAAGUGUUUCAGUGGCGCAGCAAGCACGUCUUCGUUCCCUUUUCGUCAAUAAAAUUCAUAACCAUGUCUCUGGAUGAGAGAUUCAAAAAAGCAGCGGACGACGUGCAAAAACUAAAAUCAAAGCCUUCCAACGAUGACUUGUUGGAAAUUUACGCUUUAUUUAAGCAAGGCUCAGUCGGGGACUGCAAUACAGACCGGCCCGGUAUGUUGGACUUGAAAGGCAAGGCCAAGUGGGACGCCUGGAACGGGAAAAAAGGCAUGUCCCAAGACAAAGCGAAAGAGGAGUACAUUGCCAAAGUCGAAUCCCUGAUCCAAUCCAUCGGUUUACAAUAAUUUUAUUUAAUGUUUGUUGCAUCUUUUGAUAAUUUUUCGAAAUAAAGUGUGUUUUUGGAA